Molecule: messenger RNA, 1687 nt
Organism: Xylona heveae TC161
Lineage: Eukaryota; Fungi; Ascomycota; Xylonomycetes; Xylonales; Xylonaceae
Product: FAD dependent oxidoreductase
Exons: 4
Coding region: 205-1584 (459 amino acids)
Cellular component (GO): cytoplasm
Molecular function (GO): oxidoreductase activity
Source: RefSeq, a predicted model, not a curated record
AAACGCUACAUCAAGGUCUAUCUGCAAAUCCCAUAUUUGUUUCUUUCCCUCUUUGAUUUUCAGUCCAUCAAUUCCGUGUUUCUUUUUGUCAAUGGUAAAGAGAUUGGCUUUCGUUGACUCCAACCACUCAUACUGACGCCGUUGAAUCCCACGGCUAAAGACUGUAAUCUGAGCAGGAAUCUUUACUGACACCAAUUCCUCAUCAUGUCUCAGCCCGCGCCUGCUCGCAAUGGCAUGCUUUCGUUCUGGCGGACGCAAUUGGAUGAACUUGAUAGUCAUCGUUCCACCCCAGAGCUCCCCAAAGAAUGUGAUGUCUUGAUUAUCGGUGCCGGCUAUUCAGGCGCUGCCACAGCAUACCAUUUGCUCGAGGGCAAUCCUUUUCCGCCCUCAAUGGUGAUGUUGGAAGCAAGGCAAGCCUGUUCGGGAGCGACUGGUCGAAAUGGUGGCCACAUUAAACCCGACCUGUACAACACCUGCAGCAGUCUCGCUCCUGUCUACGGGCUCGAGGCAGCCGUAGAGAUGGCCAAGUUCGAAAUGGAUCAGGUCAAGGCAGUGAAGGCGGUCAUCGAAAAGGAGAACAUUGACUGCGACUUUAGCCUCACAAGAUCUGUAGAUCCCCUAUUGAAUGAAGAACAUUGCAAAAAGGUCAAGGCCGCAUAUGACAAGCUCAGAGAGGCGGGCGCAAUCAACGUUCAAGAUGUGCAUUUUACCCCCAAAGAGAAUGCAGAAAGAGUUUCCGGUGUCAAAGGUGCCAAGGGUUGCUUUAGCUUCACCGCAGGCCAUCUAUGGCCGUAUAAGCUGGUGAUGCAUCUCCUCAGACUUGUCGUCUCCCGUGGCGUCAACCUGCAAACAUACACCCCCGUAGUCAGCGUUUCCGAUGAACCAGACCCUGUUACCGGAGCUUGGACAGUCACGACCGAGUCAAGGGGUUCCAUUAAAGCAAAGAAAGUUAUCUUUGCGACCAAUGCCUACACUGCGGGCCUCGCGCCAGCUUACGCCCAAAAGAUUAUUCCAGUUCGUGGUAUUUGCAGCCGCAUUGUGACACCAAAGGGAAAGAACUCUCCUCAUCUACCGAACACAUAUGGUCUGCGCUGGAGCGGCUGGGAGUACGAUUACUUGAUUCCACGAAUGGAUGGGAGCAUUGUAGUCGGUGGUGCUAGAAGGAGAUUUUAUUCUGAUCCUAAAAAAUGGUAUAACACGACGGAUGACUCGCAAUUGAUGGAGUCAGCGAAGAGUUAUUUCGACGGAUACAUGCAGCGACAUUUUCGCGGAUGGGAGGAUAGUGGAGCAUAUACCGAUCAAGUUUGGACAGGAAUCCUUGGAUACACGACGGACUCGUUGCCCCAUGUCGGCGCGGUGCCGUCGAAACCUGGCCAGUUCAUCAUGGCUGGGUUCAAUGGCCACGGCAUGUGCCACAUCUUCCUUACAGCCAAGGGAAUAGCAUCCAUGAUCCUUGACGGCAAGCCUUUCGAGACGACUGGCAUCCCGCGGCUAUUUAAGACGACACCGGAGAGACUGAAUAGUCGGAGAAAUAAGAUUCUCGAGUCGGUUCCUACAAGGGAAGAAUUGAUGGCUAAAUUAUAAUAGGACAGGACGGACAGAUAAAGAUUUAUUGUUCUAAGAAUCAGCGCUUGCAUACAAAUUUCCGCCCCCAGGUGGGCAGUUCCAACAAUAAUCAUUAAGAGAG